AUGCGCUCCUUCACCGCUAUCCUUUUGGCCUCUAUCACGUCGACUUUUGCCUACCAGGUCACCUCUCCUGGUGAUGCUCAGGGUUGGACAACUUCUGGUCCCAACUCCCUGACGUGGGUGCGCGUCGACACCGACCCAUUGAACUUCACGGCGGUGUUGACCAACCAGGCCGUCAUGCCUCAGGGUCCUCAGGUCCUCAACGCGCUUGUUGACGGCACCUUGGGCCAGAUCAUCUGCAACCCUCCAAGCGGAGGCUGGCCUCAGGGCUCUGGCUUCCGGGUCAACCUUGCAAAAGAUGCUGAAGAUCUCAACACUUUGCUCGCUCAGUCCAACCAAUUCAACAUCAAUUCAACAACUUCUUCAGGAAGCUCUAGCGCAACAUCUGGCACUUCCUCUGUUUCCUACCCGACUACCGCGGUAACCCCGACCACUGCCGUCGCAUCUAGCACCACUUCAGAUACCAGCACCACCCCCACUAGUACUAGCGGAGCCAUCAUUGGGAUGAAUGUAGAGACGGGCUUCCUGACCGCUGUUGCAGCCUUGGCUGCCUUUAUCACCACUCAUUUCUGA
Molecule: messenger RNA, 570 nt
Organism: Suillus paluster
Lineage: Eukaryota; Fungi; Basidiomycota; Agaricomycetes; Boletales; Suillaceae
Exons: 3
Coding region: 1-570 (189 amino acids)
Source: RefSeq, a predicted model, not a curated record